ACUCCACGCGUCGGGGAAGAAAUAUUGCCAUUUGCUGUAGUGGUUUUCUUUCUUAGUCUUGUAACGUAAGCUAACUGUUUGCUUUCACAAGUACUUUUUGAAGCAUCGAUUUGGAGCUUCUCAUGUCCCUAUAAGUAACUCAGUGACGCAGCUUACCUAAACUUGAUGAUUGAAACUCGGUCCAAAUUGACAACUUGAUAGUUGGAACCUCCGCACCGAGCAAGAUGAGCUUCGGAGGCAGUACAUCACAGGAUUCUCUCCCGAAGUUUAAGUCCUUUGUAUCUGAAGCUGAAAUCGAAGAAAAGAAGAAGAAAAGACAGGAAGAAUGGGAGAAGGUCAGAAACGCUGAAGAUCCUGUCGAGGCGCCAGAGGAAGAUUAUGAUCCAAGAUCAUUGUAUGAUAGACUUCAAGAGCAAAAGAUGAAGAAGCAGGCAGAGUUUGAAGAGGCGCACAAACUAAAGAAUAUGAUAAGAGGUCUGGAUGAUGAUGAAGUAACAUUUCUUGAGUUUGUGGAUAUGCGAAAACAAGAGAUUGAGUCUCAGCGACUCAAAGAAGACAUGCAAGAAAUUGAAGAAUAUAGAAAAGCUGUUGCAACAGUUUCUGAAGAAGCUAUAGAUGCGAAACGGCAAGAAUUCAAGAAAGUUAUUCCUGGAAGCCAAACUACUGUUACUGCAAAAAGAAGCCAGUUGGCCCUGCUGUCUGGUGCAGUCAAGAGAAAAAGUGUGAAUUCUACCAACAGUGCUAUUACAAAAAAGCAGAAAAAUGGCACAGCAUCACUGGACCCAAUGCCAGAGGAUGCAGACAAGAAGGACACCGACGCUAGACACUCCAUAUCCGAGUCUGACAUUAACGGAGGUGGAGACAGUGGGGCACAGGACAGGAGAGUUCACAGUGCCACAGCAACUGUGUUGCAUGCUCCAACUGCAUUGCAGUGUGCAGGUAUCCUCCCAGGUCUUGGAGUCUAUACAGAUAGCAGCGACUCUGAAAACUCAUCUAGUACAGAUGACGGGGAGCCAAAAUUUGACCUCGUUGGAAGACGGCGAACGCAAGCCCAACAGUUGCCGGAACCAAAGGCUCCAUGAACACGCAACACUGUAGUGGCUCGUGCAUUCAUGUACAUAAAUAAAGGGAAACUACAACGCUG
Molecule: messenger RNA, 1144 nt
Organism: Ornithodoros turicata
Lineage: Eukaryota; Metazoa; Arthropoda; Arachnida; Ixodida; Argasidae
Product: PSME3-interacting protein-like
Exons: 5
Coding region: 225-1082 (285 amino acids)
Cellular component (GO): nucleus
Source: RefSeq, a predicted model, not a curated record